Molecule: messenger RNA, 3443 nt
Organism: Chelonia mydas (Green sea turtle)
Lineage: Eukaryota; Metazoa; Chordata; Testudines; Cheloniidae
Gene: CA14
Product: carbonic anhydrase 14
Exons: 11
Coding region: 145-1185 (346 amino acids)
Cellular component (GO): plasma membrane
Molecular function (GO): carbonate dehydratase activity; zinc ion binding
Source: RefSeq, a predicted model, not a curated record
AGCUGCCGGGGCAGCAGUCUGUGCCUUUCCCCUCCAGCUGAGGAACAGGAGGGUGGGAUCCUCUCUGGAGCAUAUUUAUCCCCCCCAAAAUCAACUUUUUUCCUUCCCCGCCAAAUCACCUGCCACAACUCUGUGCUUUAGAAGAUGCUUCUCACUUUAAUCCUCCUGCAGGGUUUUUCCCACGCCCUGGCUGCAAAUCAUGGUUCCCACUGGACAUAUAAAGGCCCCCACGGCCAGGUGCACUGGUCAGAUGACCACCUGGACUGUGGGGGGCAGGCGCAGUCCCCCAUUGAUAUCCAGACCAAGUCCGUGAGGCACAACCCGGCCCUGCCGCCUAUUGAGCCCCAGGGAUACCGGAGCCCUGGGGACGGGGCCUUCACCCUCCUCAACAACGGGCACACAGUGGAGAUGUCCCUGCCCCCGUCCAUGUCCCUCCGGGGGCUUCCGCAGACCUAUGUGGCCGUCCAGCUGCACUUCCACUGGGGCAGCCGGGGGCAGGCCGGCGGGUCGGAGCAUCAGGUGAACGGGGAGACUUUCCCUGCCGAGCUACACAUUGUGCAUUACAACUCGGAGAGCUACGCCAACGUCAGCGAGGCCAAGCAGCGGGUGGAUGGCCUGGCCGUGCUGGGCAUCCUCAUCGAGGUCGGCAACGUGGCCAACCCUGCCUAUGACAACAUCCUCGAUCGGCUGAAGAACAUCCAGCAUGCAGGGCAGAAAAUCUCCAUCCCGCCCUUCGACAUUCAUGAGCUGCUUCCCGGGCAGCUGGGCCACUAUUUCCGCUAUAACGGCUCCCUGACCACGCCGCCCUGUUCCCAGAAUGUGCUCUGGACCGUCUUCCGCCAGCGGGCGCGGAUUUCUGCCUCCCAGCUGGAGAGGCUGCAGGGGGGGCUGUACUCCACCAAAGUUGCAAACUCCUUGCCUGUGCCUCUGGUGGACAAUUAUCGAGCCCCACAGCUGCUGAACCAGAGGGUGGUGUUCUCCUCCUUCCCCGUGGGUCCCUCAGCCUACUCUGCAGGUGAAAUCGUUGCCAUCGUUUUUGGGACCCUCUUCGGCUGCCUCAGCAUCUUUCUCACCAUCCACUUUGUGGUGAAGAGAAUACGAAUGAAGAGGAUCCGGGAGCAAAAGGACGUCGUGUUCAAAUCCUCUUCCAGACGUGCAGUGUCAGGCAACAGCCACCGCCCCUGAAUCCCGUGCCUUGCCCCUACUCCCCUGCCUCAGCCCCCGUGGGGCAGUGACACGGACACCUCAGGGGCCGGCAAGCCUGGAGACGUGCCAGGCAGUCUAGCUGUAGGAGUAACGCCCAUGCAGCCCCAGUAGGUUCCCCUUAGGGGGUUACCUCCCCCCAGCCUGGGGAGGGCACACAGAGCCACCUCCCCCCAGGCCCUGGGGCCAAUCCUGCCUGAGGCUGGGAGUGACUCACAGCUGUUCCCAUCGGCUAGCUGCUGGGUGGCAUCUGUUAGACAAGUCAGUGGGUCUCAGCCCAGUCCCCAGUCGAACACAUGCCCCCGUCACACAAACCCACCAGCAGGGCUGGUACUAACCGGACCCCUUGCCAGCAGCCCAGGGGUCUUGCAUACUAACCCUCCCCCUAGUGUACCUCUGCGUCAAGGCCAAGGCCCAUGAGCAGGGCAGUGGGGGUCAGGGGAGGGGAAGUUUGCUGUGCUGCUUACCUGGGCUGUUCCUGCUCUGUGGUUAAAUUGGGUGUCAACUGUACACCUCUUGCCUGCAGUGAAACCCCCAGUGUAGUUUGGCAAAUCAGCAGAAGAGUGUGAGGACAUGGUGCAUGACACACUGCCACUCUCCCUGAGGCUGCCGUGUUGCCAUGCAGAGCGGGGGUGGUGCAUGGCACAAGGACACCGUCUUCCCUGACACUACAGCUCACGGAUCUAAGCUCCCCAGGCCGAGGGGACCCUCCCCUCCGGUCACUGUCUUCCACGAAGGCCUGGUUGCCUUUCCGCAGCGUUGAGGCAGGCUAGACAGCUCCACGCUGCAAGAGCGAAUCCAGCAGCCCUGGCCCUGUGCCACUCCCAUCCAUGUCCCUGCCUUCGGGCUGUCAAUGCACAGGGGAGAGGUAGCAUCUCUGGGGCUUUGCAGGCUGCUAGGGAACGCAGCAGUUCGGGGAAGGCAGGGUUGUUCUCCAGAGGCUGGUCUGGACACAAUGGUUCUAACUGGAAAUAAAAUGCCUUCUCAGGCCUACCACUGAAGAGCCCCAAUUCGCUUUGCUCCGCUGGGAUUCAGGGCCAGCUCCUCAGCGAGACGAGCGUAGUCCGCUGCGCCCAGUUCUCCACCGCUGCACACCGCAGUGUGAACUCAGGCCCUGAUCCUCAAAUUGAGGGUCCUAAAUUCUACUGAUUUCAAAGGCCGCUGGGAGCCUAACUCCCUUUAAGGACCUAGGCUAUCUCCCUAACCACUGGACCAUCCUUCCUGGAGGCAGCUGUCCCUAAACAGCCAUUUGGAAGGUGCCCGCGUUCCUAGGAAUGGGAUGCAAGCAUCUCUGAGCAUCAGGGCUUGUCUACACACGAAAGUUAAUCUGGAACAAGGGCGGGUGUGAAUUGAAAGCAGAUUAACUAUUCCCGGGUUAACUCCGUGUGGGGAUGCCCUUAAACCAGAAUAAGAGUGCCGUAUUCUGAAUUGGCUUAAUCCAAAAUGGAUUCUGUUCUGGAAUUACUCCCCCCAUAGACAAGCCCUGGCAGAGACCUGAAUUGGAAUAUUUUGCCAGAUUUUAUUUUAUCCUUUUACAAAGAAAUUUGGCAGCAACGUUUGCAGCCCCUGUUGUUCUUCACGCAGGCCCAGAAUUAACCUGUUUCCCCUCCGGCAGGGAAGAGACUCAUCAAAAGCAAAUGGAUCCUGAACAAAAUGCUCCGGUAUGAAAACCUUUGUUAAAAAAUAAAAGCAAGUGACCGUGUUCCUUGAAAUUCCAGCACCAUCUUCUCCGAGAAAAGGAUCUGGAAGAGUGUGCGCAGUUCUGGUCUCCCACGUUUAAGAAAGAUGAAUUCAAACUGGAAUGGGUGCUGAGAAGGGCGAAUAGGAUGAUCCGAGGAAUGGAAAACCUACCUUAGGAGAGGAGUAGCUGCAACUGGUUAGAACAGAAUUCAGGGAAAUAGAGCCAGGACUCCUUGGUUCUAGCUAUCAGAUUGCUGGUUAGACGAUAGUGUCAGGACUCCUGGGUUCUAUUCAUGGCUCCUCCAUGGUCUUGCUUUGUGAACCUGGCCAAGUCGCUCCAGCUAUUGCUGUCAGAGCUUCCCCCUCUCUAAGAAAAGGGUUAAAACUAACCCACAUCUCAGUUUUCAUCCCUUAAAGCUGCAAGGUGCUUAGAGAUCCUCGGGGAGGGAGGAGGAAUUACUCCCUUUUCAGCAUACGGGGAAGUCUCUCCUCUCCCUGCCCCGGCUUCCCAGCCGCUCCACAGCCAGGCAUGCCUAUUUACCUAUUGUCCCUGCCUAUUU